Molecule: messenger RNA, 1422 nt
Organism: Cyanidioschyzon merolae strain 10D
Lineage: Eukaryota; Rhodophyta; Bangiophyceae; Cyanidiales; Cyanidiaceae
Exons: 1
Coding region: 1-1422 (473 amino acids)
Cellular component (GO): membrane; endomembrane system
Source: RefSeq, a predicted model, not a curated record
AUGGUUCAGACUAUGUACAUAACAAUACCGUGUUCGUUCAGGCGGACGAAUUAUGGACCAAGUCGUUCGUUGCGGCACGCAGACGACGCCGUGUACAGAAAAGCGGGGUCAAGACGCCAUCGAGUGGUGCUUGCACAACAGGUGAACGGUCCCGAGGGGCAGCAACGAGCUCUGGUGACGAGCGCUCGCGACUUGCUCGCACUACGCCCGCAAAUAGAUGUUGAGAAGAUCGGCAACAGCUCAGAGGAAAACUUACGAGCCUUUAUCAAAACUCGAGCGUCCCUAGUUCCGGAUCAAGAAGUCGUGUUUUGGUUUGGCGGCGAGAUUCACGCCUACAUCGCUGACGCGGGUGCGCGACACAUCCUCGGCUUCGAGGGUUACAAUAUCGCGCGCUGCGUGAAAGUAGAAGGCGGCUGGCGCAUUCUCACCCGCGAAGUAGGACUGUAUAGGGAUCCGGACAAUCGUCGAAUUCUACACGGAACUUGGAACAACCCGUUCACGGGAAUGGAGAAUCAAGUCGUUCACGUUUGGAACGACCCGGUCAACCUGCAGUUUCUGGAGAAGAAUCCGCGUGAUGGCAAACCAUUCUUGGUUCCGUUCACACGCGUCGGGGCAGACCUCUGCUGGCAUAUUGAAAUUUUCCUCCGUUACCCGAAUCCGUUGCCGCCAUCCGAGUUCCCCGCUGAGUCAGCGAGCCCCUUUUAUGAGAGCGCGGAGCUCUUCCAACUUUACGCACGCGUGGAUGAUCUUCAUGAUUCGAAUCUCGUAUCCGUUCCAUGCCAGGGCAGUUGGGUUCGCAUGGGUCAGUGGCUACCCUGGAUGGAGAUGGGUGAACGCCCUGGCCGUCUCGUGUAUCAUUGCUUCACGAAGAAGCUCGAGAACGGGUACCAGGAUCUACCCGAGGACGUCCGUGCAUACGUCGAGGAACACCAUCCAGAGUACAUGCACGCACCGUCGAAUUACAUGACACCGAACGAGACCAGUUGGACAUAUUUUCGCAAAUUGCUGGCCCAGAAGGGUUCACCCCGCGCCGACGGUACGAUUGCGAAGCGCGAUGCCGGCGCUUGGGAGCGCACAGCUUCACCACUGGAGAGGGUGCCAUCCGUUCGGCCGUUCACCACAGAGGAACUGGCAAUGUUUGACGGAUCUCAGUCGGAGCGUCCUAUUUAUGUCGCUGUGAAUCGACGGGUGUUCGAUGUGACCCAGGCCGCGCACCACUAUCGAGCAGGCGAGCCGUACCACAUCCUAGCAGGGCGCGACGCCAGCCGAGCACUGGUGUUUGCGGACCUCUCCGCAGAGAUGGUGGAUCCGACGAAGCCACCGCUCGAUAUCAAGAUGCUCACAUCUGAGCAGCGUCACAGCCUGGAGCAGUGGACGCAGUACUUUGCCAAAACGUAUCCCGAGGUAGGUUAUCUCGUCUAA